GCACCAUCUUUUGUGACAAGAUGACAGGCAGAGCCUGAAGUCAUUCAGAAACUUUUGCAUACAUUAAUUCACCCACGUCACCACUAUUUAGCAUUGAUUGAGCCAGGCUCUAUGCUGUUAAGGAAGCCAGCGUGCAGCACAGAGAUGCGUUAACUAAUACACGAGUACGAUGGAAACCGUAUUGGUCUAGAGACGGCAGGUGCGUGGAGGCAGUAAAAUGGAAGUCCUUAAGGCGCGCAAGUCUGUGAAGGGUGGCAGGAUUUAGCUCCUAGCAAAAAGGAAUUCACUUUCUCCAAGAGGCCGCCAAUAUUUUCAGCUGCCAAUUGUCCCUGGACGGGGCGACGAGGCUCCCUGUCUUCACCUGCAACCUCUCACAGGCCUGUGUACGGGGCUUCGGGCACGCAGAGCGGAUGCGAGUCCCAGGGCUGACCAGAGGGUGCCUGCUCCAGCGACAGCUCCGCUCACACGUGAGCAUCAGCUGCAGGGCCGCCCAGCGUCUGCGGGAAGGAGUGGCCCGGAAGGCGGACUGUCCAGGGCCUCCAGGGAUUGGGCUCCCGGCCAAGGGGCGGGACUCAGGCAACCGGUAUAAUAGAGGAGCACCACUGUCUCCGCCACAGUGCCGAAGCUGACGACUCAUCCGCGCCCUUGAGGCAAGAACACUAAACUCUUGCAACUCUUGACCCAGAGGGACAGAGGAAGAGGAAAAGGAGCGCUUCUUCCCGUCACUUCCAGCCCCAGCCUUACAGGAUGCGGCUCCUCGGGAAACUCCGAGCCUCCAGCGCGGGCAGCGCUGCACCGGAGCCCGCCUUCUCCAAUGUGCUCACCCCGGGUCGCAUCCCUGAGUUCUGCAUCCCGCCGCGGCUGCCGGCGCCCUGCGCGCCUGAGUCCCAGCCCCCGGCCGCCGCUGUGCCCCGGCGGUGCGCGGCGGAGCCCGACCUGUGGCCGAGAGGAGCUGAUGACAGCGCCCCGCGCACGGACUGGGACCCGCGCUCGCAGGCCGCGCUCUCGCUGCCGCACCUGCCCCGCGUGCGCACCGCCUAUGGCUUCUGCGCGUUGCUGGAGAGCCCGCACACCCGCCGCAAGGAGUCGCUCUUCCUCGGGGACCCCGGCGCCUCCGCGCUCCUGCGGCUGCCCGCCUCCGAACCCGUGCUCCGCGCGCGGGCCCACACCUACGGCGGCGGAGGAGACGCCCCCAUCGGGUCCGCGGGCGAUGGCCCCUCCCGCGCCUCCACGGUCCCCGGCGGCCUCCGUCCGCCCCGGGACGCGCUGAGCCCGCGGUCCCGCGGCCGCCGCCUCCUGCGCGCCCCUGAAGUGCUGCUGAGCCGCGCGCUGCGGGCCCGGAGGAGUCGUGGCUUGGCCCGGGACCCCUCCGCGUCCCCUCCUCCGCCCCCAGGCCCGCAGCCCGAGCGCUUAGAGGCCGAGGGCACAGUGACUCUGGGCCGCGCCGGCGGCGCCCUGCGCCUGGCCGCCGAGUACAGUCGACCGAGCGGCCGCCUCCGCAUCCGGCUGCUCCGCGCCGAGGGCCCGGCUGAAGGAGCCGCUGAGUUCCCCGCCGUCGGCUGCCGCGUGAGCUUUGUCCUGCAGCCGCCGGGCAAGACGCACCGGAGGCGCAGCGCCGUGGUCCGCCGGAGCUGCAAGGCGGUCUUCGACCAGGACUUUUGCUUCGACGGGCUCUCGGAGGACGAGGUGCGCUGCCUGGCGGUGCGCGUCAAGGCCGAGAACAAGGGCCGCGGCUUGGAGCGGGGCCGCCUGCUGGGCCGGGGCGAGCUGCUGCUGGGCUCCCUCCUGCUGCUCUGAGGGCACACAGGCCUCAGGCGCUGCCUGCGGGGAGCUUUCUGCUCGCUGGGGACUCUUGGACACUUGACAGCUAUUUUGUACAAAUUAAAUAUUAUUUAUUAGUUUUUCUAUU
Molecule: messenger RNA, 1909 nt
Organism: Hipposideros armiger (great roundleaf bat)
Lineage: Eukaryota; Metazoa; Chordata; Mammalia; Chiroptera; Hipposideridae
Product: C2 calcium-dependent domain-containing protein 4A
Exons: 2
Coding region: 748-1797 (349 amino acids)
Source: RefSeq, a predicted model, not a curated record